AUGAUGAUGUUACGAUGGAUUGCCAUAAUGUAUCCAAAGAGUCAGAAAAUCAAGACCAUCAGCAACCCUAUAUUUGGAGUACUUGUCAUUCUAGGAGUGAUGAUGAUUUGUUGUCUAUGGGAUUCUUCUCGCUGGUUACAGUAUUCUAUUCGGAACUUGAAGGAGAGAAAAGAUUGCUUUGGGCAGAUGAUCGAAAAUAAUCGUUAUGAGUACCAUUCCUCUUCCAAACACCGGAAAACUUUACAGUCACUCGCUCAAAUGGACGGUGUGUCUCAUGUGAUCACCUGCUUGAUUUAUCUUUUUACUUUAUCUGGACUCGUUGUUCAACUACACAAAAUAAAGAACAGCAGACGAAAUUUUCACAAAAAAGAAGUAGAUAAAAAUUCCAUCAUACUGAUUUUCGCCACUUCAUUCUUCAUCUAUGAGUUAUUUGGUGGAUCGGUUUUUCUGAUGAACAAACUUGCUCCGUCGCUAAGUUUAAACUCUCACUUUAUCUUCAAUCAAACAAAGUGUUUUUCGUCUAAAAUAUUCGUGAUCUGUUCGUUAGUUCAAUGUGUGAUUCCAUACAUUUUAUCAGCUGAGUUUCGUCAGACUGCAGUGCGAACUUUCUUGAGGAGAUCGAAGAAGAUGCACAUUGUUUCGAUAUCUCCGAGUGUUAACAAGGCUUGGUCAAGGGCAAGUAGUUCGGAACGAUUUCGAAUCAUGCAGUUACAGUGA
This is a messenger RNA of Caenorhabditis remanei, 717 nucleotides long. RefSeq lists its product as uncharacterized. Lineage: Eukaryota; Metazoa; Nematoda; Chromadorea; Rhabditida; Rhabditidae. The coding region runs from base 1 to 717 and encodes 238 amino acids. The transcript has 4 exons. Gene Ontology annotation, molecular function: G protein-coupled peptide receptor activity. The record is from RefSeq and is a predicted model, not a curated record.